AUGGUUUUCGUCAAGUAUCUGCUGCCUGCUCUGGCCGCCACUCAGGUUGCUUUCGCUGCUAAGUGCGGUGACACCAAGAUCUCCUCGCAGAGCGAUGCCGAGGAAAUCGCCUCUUGCACCACCGUCAAGGGUGAUAUCACGGUCUCCUCCGACUUCUCCGGUGAACUGAGCCUCGCCAGCAUCGAGAAGAUUGAGGGUGACCUGACUGUCAACAACGUCACCCAGCUGACCUCCUUGACUGCCGAUUCGAUCUCCGAGAUCACCGGUAACUUCAAGCUGGUCAGCCUGACCACUCUCUCCAACCUGAACUUCGCCAAGCUCGCUUCUGUCGGCUCCCUGGAGUUCUCCGUCCUCCCCGCUCUGGAGUCCCUCUCCUUCGACACCGGUAUCACCAAGGCCGGCGAUGUUCACAUCCUUGACACCAAGCUCGGCUCCCUCGACGGUAUCACCCUCGAGACCGUUCAGGCUUUCGACAUCGAGAACAACCGCUACCUGAAGACCGUCAACGUCAACAACCUGAAGAACGCCACCGGCGAUAUCACCUUCGCUGCCAACUACGAUUCUCUCCAGAUUGAGCUGCCCAACCUCGGCGUCGGCAAGAACCUGACCUGCCGCAACAUCAGCAGCAUCUCCAUUCCUUCCCUGAAGACCCUCUCCGGUACUCUCGGCUUUUACGGCACUGACUUCAAGUCUUUCAUCGCCCCCAACUUGACCAGCACCGGUGACCUUGUCUUUAUGAACAACAAGAAGCUCUCCAACAUCAGCAUGGCUGCUCUGACCAAGGUCAACGGUGGUUUCCAGAUCUCCCGCAAUGACAAGCUGCAGGAGAUUGACCUCCCCAAGCUCAAGAAGGUUACUGGAGCUAUUGACUUCAGCGGUACCUUCAACACUGUCGAGUUCGGUUCCCUCGAGGAGGUCGCUGGUGGCUUCAACCUGCAGUCCACCGACGGCAAGUUCAACUGUGACACCUUUGACAAGAUGCGUGGCGAUGUCAUCCGUGGUACCUACAAGUGUGUCGCCAAGGAGGACAACCCCACCACCUCCAGCGGCAAGUCUGGCACUAGCUCCAGCUCUUCCGGCUCUUCCAGCUCCAGCACCUCCAGUGGUGCUGCUGUCGCCAAUGGUGCCUCCGUCGGCGCUGCCGGUGUUGCCGCCUUCUUCUACGCCAUCGCUCAGCUCGUCUAA
Messenger RNA from Penicillium waksmanii, 1185 nucleotides. RefSeq names its product GPI-anchored protein Ecm33 (gene ecm33). The transcript is spliced from 3 exons. Gene Ontology annotation, cellular component: fungal-type cell wall; plasma membrane. NCBI's taxonomy places the organism in Eukaryota, Fungi, Ascomycota, Eurotiomycetes, Eurotiales, Aspergillaceae. The record is from RefSeq and is a predicted model, not a curated record. Gene Ontology annotation, biological process: fungal-type cell wall organization. Bases 1 to 1185 code for a protein of 394 amino acids.